GCACAUUAUCGUGACCUCCGUCCAGGCUCAAGGUUUUCAUAUUCAUUGCGACUAUUAUUUGAGUCUUAGAUCUCGAUUGUCGUGUACACUGCGAAUCUGGCCCCGGCAGGCUCCUAGAUUGACCAAAUUUUGCAUCGUGUGUUCCUCAACAGAUCUGAUAGUCAGCCGGGACAUAGUUUUUCGAUCACGACUUCUAAUCGUCGAAGGCCCACGAAAUGCCGAAGCGGACGUUAUUUACCAACAUUACUCCUCUCCCUCCACAGGUAUCACGCGAGGUCGCGAUCGCCAUGCUCCACAAUCAUGAUGAAAUGAUCGAACUGAACCCAAUGGUCAUCGAACACCACCCUAUCAAGACCCCGAGAGACGCCCCUGCCGACGAAUUUCUGGACUGCGUCUGGCAGGAACUUACUGACAAAGUCAACUAUCUACCUGGUGGGAUGAUGAAAGGAAAGGUGACAUACAGGGCCUGCUUUCACGACACGCCUCACGGACUGCAAACCCAUAUAUACGCGCCGACUGGCCUAGACAUUCGCGAGAAGUGGUCGAUAGGUGGAACGUUACCUGGCGAACCGCCGGAGCCUCGAGAGCUGGGUGUUGAUGUCCCCAGACAAGGCUUGUACCUUCGUGAGGAUUGUGAUAUGCGAUGCAAUAGGGUAUUGUCAGGAUUCGUGCGCAAAAACCUCGACAAUGCGCACAAGGUGCUGAUUGAGCGUAUCAUGAAGAAAGCAGAGCGAGUGGAAGAUUUUGUGAAGACUUCGGCAUAUCCAAUGACGCCAGCCAGUCCGACUAUGCCUUUUCAGCCUGGAUCUGUUAUGGCUAAUUCGCAGCUGCUUCAGACCCCUAUCACUGCAAAGCCGAUGUCGCCUCAGAUGCUAUCACCACAACAAGAUCUUGGAUGGCAAACCCUGGCCAACCACCCUGCGUACCGAGUCGACGACAGACGAAUUAGCAGCUAUGGCCCGCCAGCUUAUCAGCAGACUACUCAGCCGCAACGAUUAAGUUACUACGCAUCAGUAAAUCAGUCACAGGGUGCAAAGGAAUUUCGGGCUGAACUGGAAGGCUCGACAUAUCAUCCCACGCAUCUGACUCCUCCUACUCAAUAUAACCCUUCGUUAGACAACCGUAUGAGUAUGGUGUCUGAGUUGUCUAGUCAGGACGCAACUCCAAGGGGUUCGCCCAACCCGCAGGCAUACUCAGACCGAUCGAGCAUGAUCUCAGAAAUUCCUGGAGACAACAGAUGGAGUUCUCAGGAAUACAGAGCAGGCAGCAACCGGUCGGAAGGUUCGGGUCGUUCGGAUCGGCAUAGCACGAUAUCCGAGCUGCCUUCUCAGCAGCAGCAGCAGCAGCAGCAACAAUAACAACAGACUGCAAGAAGUUCGUCUCCGCCUCGGUCAUGACGACCAGGCUUUCUCUGGAGAUGUGACGAGACGUACUGCUUGUCUGCUAUGAGUGUACAGCUUGCGAGCGUGUUUUCGAGCAUGGCGUUCCGGAAAAACAUUGAUUUGGGUAGCCAAGUAUCUUGUCUAGAUCACUGAGAAGAUCAAGUAGCAUGAAUGGAGAGAUUUGCACAACCCCAUCUCACGUCGCUGGUAUGUUGUCAUCAACUGCGUAUCAUGUGUACCGUUGGUCAUCAACGGCGCAGACGCAGAGUGACCGCUUCUCAUUUUUGCAAGGCAUGAUCAGCAGGUACAAUGGUACCUAAAGUUAGUACGCAUAAAGUAAUACUAAGUUUUAAGUGUUGUUGAUGUUCUUUUGGUGUGAUGGAGAAGAUGAUCG
Exophiala viscosa is the source of this 1776-nucleotide messenger RNA. RefSeq lists its product as uncharacterized. The coding region runs from base 216 to 1358 and encodes 380 amino acids. Lineage: Eukaryota; Fungi; Ascomycota; Eurotiomycetes; Chaetothyriales; Herpotrichiellaceae. The record is from RefSeq and is a predicted model, not a curated record. The transcript has a single exon.